Funneliformis caledonium is the source of this 200-nucleotide messenger RNA. Lineage: Eukaryota; Fungi; Glomeromycota; Glomeromycetes; Glomerales; Glomeraceae. The record is from the annotation of a GenBank genome assembly.
AUGACCCAGUCGAAACACUAUAGUUUGACAGGCAACUAUAUUCAGUCGGAAACUUUACACCUUAAAAACGAAUUAAGUAAGUUAGAAGAAGAAAAAAGACGGUUGGAGAGUAGCGUUGCGAGAUUGGAAGAUAUGGAGAAUCAUUUGGAACUAAAAUAUUUAGAGGAUCUGAAAAAAAUCCUGGAUGAACUCGGGGGACU